Molecule: messenger RNA, 1476 nt
Organism: Rhizophagus irregularis DAOM 181602=DAOM 197198
Lineage: Eukaryota; Fungi; Glomeromycota; Glomeromycetes; Glomerales; Glomeraceae
Source: RefSeq, a predicted model, not a curated record
AUGUUAAGCCAGGUCGAAAACAAAAGAGUUAAAACACAUGGAGAAAUUCAAACAGAAGCAGCAGUAGCAUCUAAAAAAAGAAAAUCAGGACAUCAACAAUUAAUUACAAAAUACGGUGAAUCUGAUACAAUUGAACCAAUCAAAAAGCGAAUUUGUGAUUGUACAGUAGCCAAAUUUUUUAUCUGCUGCGGGGUCUCCUUUCGUCUUGUUGAACAUCCAUUUUUUAUCGAUAUGAUUAAAAGUUUGUGUUUAGGAUAUGAUCCACCACGAGCAUAUACACUUUCACAAGAUUUUUUAUAUGAGGAAUUAGCAAAUAUUGUGAUAUUAGAUGAAUCUCCAGAAAAGUUAAGUGCCGAUAUUUCAGAACUUAUCCGAAGUCGAUCUUUUUUUACCAAUGUAGAAGCUGUAAACACCCUUCUAGGACCAGUAAAAUCAGUUGUCAAAUCACUAGAAUUUAAAACAACAACACUUGCGGAUUGUUUUGUUGAAUUAAUUAAACUUUCACAGAAAAUCAAGUCACUCCCACCUGUUUCUGAUUAUGAUUUUAAAUAUCAAUGUGUUGAGCGUUUUAAUAAGCGCUGGAAAGAAUUUGAUAUCCAACUUUACCUUCUAGCAUACAUACUUCAUCCACACUACAGAGGAAAAGGACUACGACCAACUGUUUUACGUAAUGUGUAUAUUUUAGCGAUGGAAAUAUGGAUUAAUAUGGGAGGUGGUGAACUUUCUUCUGCCGAUUUAAUUUCCCAAAUCCAAUCUUUUUAUUUAAGAAAAGAAGAAUACAAUAUUCCAUUCAGUACGAAUAAAGGUGAUGUUCUUACUUGGUGGCUUUUAUGCAACCCUGUUCGUAGUGAAGAAAAUCAUAUUCAAAAACUAGCAUUAAAAAUACUAGCGAUAACUCCUCACAAUGCUGGCUGUAAAAGAGUUUUUUCAGUAUUGGGAUGGUUUGCAAAUCAAAGAAGAACUAAAUUAAAAGUUGAAAAAUUGGAAGCUAUGGCCAAACUUCAUACGCACUAUAUUAUAAAUGCCCAAAAAGAACUAAAAUAUGCUUAUGCAGUUAUUUAUUUAUUUCAGACCAUUAUCGAACAGCAUACAGGAGAUAUAGAAGAAAUAGACAUCUCUCAUCAAGAGAUAGUAGAUCUCAUCAUCGUAAACGAAGUCGAAGUCGAACUCCUAUUUUUUGUAGAACACCAGACCCUUAGAGACCAGGACGAACCAUACCUACAUAAUAAAGAACUAGGACGCCGGACUCUUGGAAACGAACCCGGACUUGGAUGUGUCGGACUACUAUUUUUUGUAGAACGCCGAACCCUUAGAGACAAGACGAACCCGGACUUGGAAUGUAAGGAAUAUGGGAAGGGGAGUGGUGACGCCAAACUCUUAGAAGGCGAACUUACACUUGAGGAACGCCGGACGAAUUAUACGAACCAGACUUUAGUGAAAGGUUCUUGGACUGCUAACACGCUGAAACAUUAUUGA